Xenopus tropicalis (tropical clawed frog) is the source of this 900-nucleotide messenger RNA. It is a transcript of the gene rpl35a, whose product is annotated as ribosomal protein L35a. Gene Ontology annotation, biological process: translation. Gene Ontology annotation, cellular component: cytoplasm; ribosome. The coding region runs from base 526 to 858 and encodes 110 amino acids. Lineage: Eukaryota; Metazoa; Chordata; Amphibia; Anura; Pipidae. Gene Ontology annotation, molecular function: structural constituent of ribosome. The transcript has 5 exons. The record is from RefSeq and is a predicted model, not a curated record.
GCGGGUGAGCUUAGUGUAUAGUCAAAUAUUAAUACUGAAAAAUGGACAGUUAAAUGGGUCGUAUGAGAGAAAUACCGACAUGAACGGGGACGUCUACUUGAGCGUUAUUUGCCGGGCCUGGCUUUGAGCCUGUGGGAGACGGGAUGUUUGGGAUACGGAGAGGAUUGCAUUGGAGCUAGGCUGAUAGGAUUUUCCCAUUGCCGGCUUAUUUUCGCAGCUGUACAACUGCAGCAAACUUGUUUUCGAGUUGUUCUUUUGGCGACAGUUGUGCCAGACACCUAAGGAAGUUUCCCUUCGCUGAGAGGCCGAGUUUUGUGUAGUAGUUGUCCCUUAAUACAAACGGGGAAUAAGCUUGGCUAAUUGAAGUGCUGGGCAGCUUGGCUUGUACUUGUCUAUAGGUUUUCUGCCGCCACCUAUUCGUAUAGUUCUAUUAUAGAAGUCAGCUGCUGCUGGAAAGCCAAUUUAGGAUCGUAAGUCCUGCCUUUGUAAGCGGUCCUGCCUGCAUCUGGACAUUAGGAGAGCAACAUGUCUGGAAGAUUGUGGAGCAAAGCCACUUUUGCUGGCUACAAGCGAGGCCUUCGAAAUCAGAGGGAGCACACAGCUCUUCUUAAAAUUGAAGGAGUCUAUGCUCGAGAUGAAACAGAAUUUUACUUGGGAAAAAGAUGUGCCUAUGUGUACAAAGCAAAAAAUAAUACAGUGACACCUGGUGGAAAGCCCAACAGAACUCGUGUGAUCUGGGGUAAGGUGACCCGAGCUCAUGGAAACAGUGGCAUGGUCCGUGCCAAGUUCCGCUCUAACCUCCCAGCUAAAGCCAUUGGACACAGGAUCCGUGUGAUGCUUUACCCAUCAAGGAUCUAAAUGUUAAGAAAAAAUAAAAAGAAACAUUCUAGAUCUUUUCUA